This is a messenger RNA of Coniophora puteana RWD-64-598 SS2, 939 nucleotides long. RefSeq names its product Pkinase-domain-containing protein. Gene Ontology annotation, molecular function: protein serine/threonine kinase activity; ATP binding. Gene Ontology annotation, biological process: intracellular monoatomic cation homeostasis; protein phosphorylation; intracellular signal transduction. The record is from RefSeq and is a predicted model, not a curated record. The transcript is spliced from 4 exons. The annotation marks the transcript as partial. Lineage: Eukaryota; Fungi; Basidiomycota; Agaricomycetes; Boletales; Coniophoraceae.
AGCCUCACGCAGAAAUAUGGUGUUUGCCAGAAGAUCGCCAUUGGCAAGGGCGCCACUUCCGUCGUCAGGCUCGCUCACAAGUGGGAUCGAAGCGAAGAGAGGCUCUAUGCCGUCAAAGAGUUCCGUAAACGAAGAAAGAACGAGUCGGAAAAGGAGUACGUUAAGAAACUCACUGCCGAAUUCUGUAUUUCUUCGACUCUACACCACGUCAAUAUCGUUGAGACCGUGGACCUCGUACAAGAUGAGUCUCAACGUUGGUGUGAGGUCAUGGAAUUCUGCCCCGGCGGGGAUCUUUACGCCGCCAUCAAGAAGGGUGGAAUGUCACCCAGCGAGGUCGAAUGCUGUUUCAAACAAAUCCUCAAUGGGGUUUCCUAUUUGCACAGCCAGGGUGUUGCUCAUCGGGAUAUCAAGCCGGAGAACCUCUUCUUCGAUACCAAGGGCCACCUGAAGAUUGGCGACUACGGUGCCUCAACCGUUUACCGCCUGCCAUGGGAGACGACGAUCCAUAUGUCGACGGGUUUGUGCGGCAGCGAGCCGUACAUUGCACCUGAGCAAUUCUUAGGCAAACCUUAUGACGCCCGCCUCGUUGACAUCUGGGCCUGUGGUAUUAUUUACUACUGUCUGCACUUUCAGGAGAUGCCGUGGCGAGUCGCGCAGCAGGCAGACCCGCUGUAUGCGGCCUAUGCUCAAGCUUGUUCCGCUCCGCAGAAAGAUGCGGCAUCUUUCCCUCCAACCGUUAAUAACCUCUCGCCCCGUGCUUGCCGCAGCCUCAUCCGGAAGAUGCUUGAGCCAGACCCGAAGCAGCGCGCGAACAUUGAGACGAUCAUGGCACACCCGUGGCUGGAGAGCAUAGAGGUCUGCCACGCCGUCGAGAAGCCCAGGCAUUUCCAUGGACAUGCGAUGGCCCUCGCUGAGGCACAGAUCCAGGUGAUGGCGUAA